ACAGAAAAACCUUUCCCCAAAAAAUUCCCAUCUUCCCCGAAACCGCAACAAUGUCAUCGUCUUCCUCAACACUCUUCAUCGCUCUCCAAUGCUUCCAAUGCUCCACCAUGCAGGUAAAACAAAAGAAGAAAUGCAGCAACAAGUGGAAUUGCGCGGUAUGCAACGAGAAACAAUCGGUUCGCAAAGUCUUCGCACAGGGAUACAAAGCCAAGGACGUUCGCACGUUCGUUCAAACCUUCAACAUGUCUCGCAAAUCACUUGAAGAUGACCAGCAGUGGCUCCUUGCCGGAACCCUAACUCCCACACAGGAACAUGCUGAGGGAGAAUCUGAAUUUCCAAACGAGCUGAAUCAUAAGAAGUGUACCGAUUGGACCGUGUAUCUCGACAACGACGAUCAUCAGGCCGUCAAGAAAGCCGAACAAGAGCAUCACGAAGAUGAUUUUGAGCCAUUGGUAGUGACUGAGUUGCCCAAGGACAUGUUCAAGAAGCGCAAAUUGGUGGGUAAUUCAACUUCAAGAAAAGGCAGGCAUUUUGAAAGUCCACUAUUCCGAAACUCUCAAGAUGCGGAGAAGCCAGUAAAAGAUCAGCAAAGAAUCACAUCAUUGACUGAAACCAAUUCAGAGAGAAAUAAUAAAGUGACAACAACUAAUCAGAGGACUCAGAAAUGCAAACAAACAAUCAACAGUUCAGCUUCCAAAUGGAAUGACUACUUAACUGAGGACAAUGACAAGUUAGAAUUUGGAUGCAAGAGAGGCUUUAACUUCAAGGACACUUCAGGUUCAUCGAACUUCAACAACGAUAUCUUAGAGGCUAUAACUUGUGAGCAAAGAGUAGAAGAUGAUAUCCACCCUGAUUUUAUGUGACUUGUACAAAAUCAGGUUUUACAUAAAAGUGUUUGAUGGUGUGUAAGCGCACAAAUAAUAUUACAACUCCGCACAUGUUUCUUGUGCUUUCAGUUUUUUGUUCUUAAGUCUUAACCAUCCGUUUUUCCGGGUCAGAAAGUGCCGGUAAUUCGGAGUUCAUCUGAUAGAUAAAUAUAUUUUCACCAAGAUUGUUCUAAUCAAGAUUUGUCUUCUGCUGUCAUUUAAAUGGAAUUGCAAUGAUAGAGGUUUGGAUAGGAUAUUAUACU
Vicia villosa (hairy vetch) is the source of this 1129-nucleotide messenger RNA. RefSeq lists its product as uncharacterized. Gene Ontology annotation, cellular component: nucleus. The record is from RefSeq and is a predicted model, not a curated record. Gene Ontology annotation, molecular function: chromatin binding. The transcript has 4 exons. Gene Ontology annotation, biological process: mitotic G2 DNA damage checkpoint signaling. NCBI's taxonomy places the organism in Eukaryota, Viridiplantae, Streptophyta, Magnoliopsida, Fabales, Fabaceae. Bases 51 to 863 code for a protein of 270 amino acids.